Patiria miniata (bat star) is the source of this 2112-nucleotide messenger RNA. Its product is annotated as cyclic AMP-responsive element-binding protein 3-like protein 4. The record is from RefSeq and is a predicted model, not a curated record. Gene Ontology annotation, cellular component: nucleus. Gene Ontology annotation, biological process: regulation of transcription by RNA polymerase II. The transcript has 9 exons. NCBI's taxonomy places the organism in Eukaryota, Metazoa, Echinodermata, Asteroidea, Valvatida, Asterinidae. The coding region runs from base 261 to 1679 and encodes 472 amino acids. Gene Ontology annotation, molecular function: DNA-binding transcription factor activity, RNA polymerase II-specific; RNA polymerase II cis-regulatory region sequence-specific DNA binding.
CAUCCCUGCCGUGUUGGACGUAAACAUGAUUCAUGAUCCCAAAAUAGCAACAAGCGGAGGCGAAGUACAAAGAUUGUGUGUGUUGGCAAGUUAAGUUAUCGGUGAAGAUUUUCGCUUAUGUUUCAAGGUGUGUGUCACAUUUCAGAAGUAAUCCUGGCAUAAUCACAAGCAGGCAUCAGUCAUUCUACAUCUAGUUUUCUUGAAGUUGAAAUUGAAGUUGAAGCAACACGCCUUACGACGGUCACACACUGCAACGCAAGAUGUCGGUGGAGAUUGAGAAUCUUACAGGGAGAACCCUGUCGGCAUCAGAAGAUCUUGAUCUUCUCUUCAAUGAGAAUGAUGGCAUCCUCUCAUCAGGUGUCACAUUCCACAAUACAGACGAACCUUUGCUCUACGACAAAAAUUUCCCAGCCGUGACCGAUGACAUCUUCUCCAAUCUUCUCAACGAGGAUUUUGACCUGACGUCCAUCUCCCAGACCUCCUACGACAAUCCUGUCGCCUCCCCAGAACAAAGCGACAGUGGUAUCUCUGACGGCAUCAACUCCCCACAGUAUCAGAGCGAUAGCCAAUCGGGCGACAGCCCAUCGCGAAUCGACGAAUUGGAAGAGGUGAUAAUGGACUGUGCGGAUAUGUCCAGUUAUCUGAUUGGCUCAGAUGAGAUGCUCAUGGAACAGACGACCAUUGAUAAGUCGGAUUUAAUCGAGUCAGCUGGAUUUGAUUGGGAUCUUGAGCUGACAUCAGACGAGUCUAAGAGCUCUACUCUACCCAUGACAGUACAAGAUGUCAAAACGAUGAGCGCCACAACAACGACCAGAAUCAUCUCAACGACAGACUCGAGUUAUCCCAAACUAAGGCUAACGGAUGAGGAGAAGAGGCUACUGGGAGAAAUGAACAUCACUCUACCCACCGAUAUGCCUCUGACUAAGGAAGAGGAGAGAUCUCUCAAGACAGUCCGACGCAAGAUUCGCAAUAAGAUCUCAGCCAUGGAUAGUCGGAAACGCAAGAAGGUCUAUGUGGACGGGCUGGAGCAACGCGUCCAGCUCUGCACUAAACAGAACCAUGAGAUGCAGAAGAAGAUGGCCAAAAUAGAGAACGAGAACAAGUCUCUGAUGGAGCAGUUGAGGAAACUACAAUCCCUAGUCAGCAAGACGACGACCAAAGCAGCGCAUGCCAGCACCUGCGUUAUGGUGCUGCUGUUAUCGUUUGCUCUGUUGAUCGCUCCAAGCUUCAACCCAUUCAACGGAUCCAAAGACGCCCAGAUGCCUGCAGGAUACCAGCCAACUGGUGUGAAAUCAAGAACGUUGAAGCACACCGACAUGCCAACUGAAGGACCUUACAGCGUGAGCACAGAGCCUAGUAUCAUGGAGGAGAAACAACUGGAUGAAGACCAACCAAUCGCAUUGGGCCGCUUUGCCAAGCCGUCCUAUCAGAUGCCAGAAGAGGUCCAGCCAGCCAAUCAGGAAGCAGGAAAAGAUUUGAAUGUCGAGGCAGAUGCUGAGUCAGCCAAUGAGGCAGUACCCUCCAAAAUUUCUCAGGAUGUUGCCCCAGCUGACAAGCCAGCUGUCGUUCCAGAGGUGAAAGGCAGCACCGUCAACCAGUCAAGCACGGAUACCAGCCACAACCCAAAAUUUCAACAACAACGAGCGAAAAAAACUGUCACGCAUGGAGACGAAAUGUAAAUAUUUGACACUCAAUUUUCUUGAACCAAUUUUUUUUAUGAACCGUUGAAGUUGCAAUCUUUCUGAGUUGAUUUAUUUUCAUUGAUGUCAUUAGAGGCAGGUACAGUAUUUGAGACAAAUUUUAUUUCUGAAACUGAUCAUAAUUUCAUCAAAAUUUUACUCACCAAUAUUCAUAUUGAAAACGAAAAUAUUCAUAUUGGUAUGAGCAAAGCAGUAGUGAAUGUACAAUUUUGGCCUCAGUGUGUCUCUGUACACAUACAGUAAGAGAACACGACCGUUGGAACAUGUUGAACAUUAGGAUAUGCAAAUGCUUGUUACUUGGAAUAUAUGAAGAGUUUAUUUCCAAUACGCGAUACAUCCAUUUAAAAAAAAAGUGAAAAAGUUGCAUGGUGAUGAAAAAAAAAUGCUCGGUCUCUGGUCAGCGCGCGCGUCG